Rhizopus microsporus ATCC 52813 is the source of this 393-nucleotide messenger RNA. RefSeq lists its product as uncharacterized. The transcript has a single exon. Bases 1 to 393 code for a protein of 130 amino acids. The record is from RefSeq and is a predicted model, not a curated record. Lineage: Eukaryota; Fungi; Mucoromycota; Mucoromycetes; Mucorales; Rhizopodaceae.
AUGAUGUCAAGCGUAACCCUGUCAACCACUUUAAGGCCUUCUAUCAACUCUCUCGUCUCUUUGUACAUCUUGGUUUGCCCGUCUUCAAUUGCUUUCCUCUCCGGUGCUCAUGGUCUCCUUGUUACGUUACUAUCGACAGCAAGAUUCUCUGCCAAAACAUCCUGGGAAUUCGAUGGCCUAAUGCUGUCGAUAAACUGGACUACUGGCGCCGAGUUGUCAACCUUGACUCAAAAGCCCUCAAGCCGCAAGAAGGUGGACAACUUAGAUUCCGUGGCACUAUUCAAACUGAUGGCGUUGGUGUCACGGUUCUCAAGAAGAGGUUCGAUAGGUAAACAAGAUACACGGCAAGGUUCACAGUGGAGUAUGAAGCUACCUCCUACAUCACCAAUCUAA